Messenger RNA from Bactrocera oleae (olive fruit fly), 1771 nucleotides. RefSeq lists its product as uncharacterized. Lineage: Eukaryota; Metazoa; Arthropoda; Insecta; Diptera; Tephritidae. The record is from RefSeq and is a predicted model, not a curated record.
CUGUAAGCAUGUGUAGCUUCAACAGCAAUAGUGGCAACAACUACUGCUGCAACUUGUUGCUUCUAAAUUUCUUCGGCAACUCUCAACUGGUAGUUGGUUUAAUCGCUCCUACAGCGUUGGAAUGUGGGUCAGACUAUAUAAACCCAAGUUCAAGGCGAUCGCUGUUUCAGACGAAAGAAAUCGCUUACAGCGACAGCACGAAAAUACAAUUACCGUAGAAAGCACUAAAAGCACGAAACCAAACUGUGGUUUGUGAAAAGUUAGCAAACUGGAACAAGAAUACUUUUCUUAUAGUCAAAGAAAAUCGUACUGUGUAUGCAGGUGUCGGCAAUUUCCUAACAAAUCACAAAAUUAACAAUAGUGCGGUGAAAAUAUAAAUUACAAAAGUUAACGUAGAGUGUUGCAGUUGAAUAAAAAAAAAUCUAAAUAGCAAAUAUUGUAGUGAUUGAGGCAGCAGGAAUUGAGUCCGCGGUUACGAGAAAUAGUUAACUACACAGUUCUGUAGAAUACAAGCGAAUUGCGAAGCAGAAAAUCAGCAACUGGUAUCAGCAUGCUUAACCAACGCAAGCUUUACUCUUACUUGCUACUUUUGAUAGUUUCUACCAACUGCCUGCUCCUCUCUUAUGCUUAUCCACAAAAUGAAGUUUACCAACGUCAACGUCUGCAGAAAGUGCACCAGUCACCUGUUUAUCAACCAACAGCGGAAUCAACGGGCCGCAAAUAUGCGGUGAAACCUAAUGCUUCGAAAAAAGUGGCUUUAGAUGAUGUAGAAGAUGACGGCGAUGUGGUGAACCAAUUAAGCGAGACUCCUACCGGAUUUUCGUGGUCCAAUAUGUUGUCGACUGUUUUAACGAUGUUCUUCAAUGGAGCAGCGAACGUGCCCUCCAAAUCUGACGAUAUCGAUAAUUCUGUCGGUUUUGGAGGCUCACCAUGGGCCAAUGUAAUAUCGAUGGGUCUAAAAAUCAUUAACACACUGUUGGGUGGCGGUGCUCCAAGCGACGGCAUUGAUAAGGUUGAUAACGGCGGCUCACCAAUGCAGAACAUCUUAGCUGCUGUGCUGUCAUCAGUGCUUGGUACCAAAGAUCCCGAUCAAGUGAAUUCGAUGGCGAAACAAGCUGGAGAGUUCAUUCAAAUCGUGAUGAAUCUGCUAGAUGCACUGAAGACAUCAUUCUCUCAUCGGUCGUUGUCCGCUCGCUCGAUGGGCAAACGGGACUCGGUAAGUGAUGCCACAGUCGCCGGUCUCUCACUUUUGAAAAGUUAUGUGCGUACUUACCGCAAUGCGGACGACAAAUGUAUGCAACGCUAUAUGUGUGAAGCAAACUCAGAAUGUGUUCGCGAAAUUGGAGGCGCCAGCAUCUUCUGCCAACUGGGAUCUUAUGCUACUAGCUACUUCCUGGAUCGCACCAGCGAUGGUAAAUUCGAACAUUUAUACGAUGCGGGACGCAGAGGACGCUCCGGCUAUGAUUGUCAUCAACUGUUUCUUGAGUGUAAUGAAGUUUAGAACCUGGAAUAUGUGAAUGUGCUGCAAAACGCCGUGAUUGUGAAAGAAAAUACAUAUAUUCUAAUAUAAACCAUGCAAGCUAUUUUACUUGUCGCAUACAAGCAUCACGAUCGAUUAUUAAUUAAGUUUAGGUUAAAAUACAUGUAAUUUAUUUAUUUAUUUAUGUGCGAAAAGUAACAAAGCAUAAAAACAAAGCAUGUUCUAAUUUAGGCUAGAAAAUCUUACACAAAACUAAAAUAUAAACCGUUGGAAUUACUGAACGUUACAGUC